CCACGUAGUCUCGGAGACUGUUAGGCAGGAUCUCCGGCUUGGUGGAAAGUGGGGCGUGCAGCCUAAAGUGAUUAGUUUGGAGGCCUUCUCUGUGCCUUCGCUGUGGGAAUGCCAGCUGCGUGUCGGCUGGAUGCGGGCCGAGCCGCCAGGCCACACGGAGAGCCUUCACAACCUCAGCGGGCGCGGGGGCUUGGGUCCUGGCCCCGCCCCCUGAGGACCCGGCGCCCGCUCAGUCCCACCCCGCCCUGGGAUCCUCUCCUGACCCUGCUGCGCGUGCCUCCCGGAACCUGGCUGGCAGGGGCUACUCGCUGCCCCGCCAGGCCGGGUGAGGGCGGAGCCGGGCCUCCAGCCGCGAGGACUGGAGCCGCGGGAGGUGGAGCCCCGGUCCGGAAGCCGGGGAUCCGCGGCCAUGACUGUGCCGGCCCGUGGCUUCUCGCUGCUCCGCGGCCGCCUGGGCCGAGUGCCGGCGCUGGGCCGGAGCACAGCAUCCCCCGUGAGAGCCCCGGGAGGGCCCAGGAGCGCGUUCCGGGGCUUUCGGAGCAGCGGUGUGAGACAUGAAGCCAUUAUUAUAUCAGGAACCGAAAUGGCUAAGCAUAUCCAGAAAGAAAUAAAGCAAGGUGUGGAAUCAUGGAUUUCCCUUGGAAACAGAAGACCUCACCUCAGUAUAAUUUUAGUGGGAGAUAAUCCAGCAAGCAAAACAUACGUCAGGAAUAAGAUAAGAGCUGCCUCUGCUGUAGGUAUUUGUAGUGAGCUCAUUCUAAAACCUAAGGAUGUUUCUCAGGAAGAGCUUUUGGACAUAACUGAUCAAUUGAAUAUGGACCCAAGAGUCAGUGGUAUAUUAGUUCAGUUACCACUGCCAGACCAUGUUGAUGAGCGAACGAUAUGCAAUGGAAUUGCCCCAGAAAAAGAUGUUGAUGGAUUUCAUAUUAUCAAUAUUGGAAGAUUGUGCCUUGAUCAGCAUUCUCUCAUACCUGCCACUGCCAGUGCUGUUUGGGAAAUAAUAACAAGAACAGGAAUUCAAACAUUUGGAAAAAAUGUGGUUGUGGCUGGAAGAUCCAAGAACGUAGGGAUGCCCAUUGCCAUGCUUUUACACACUGAUGGAGAGCAUGAACGGCCAGGAGGUGAUGCAACUGUGACAAUAGCUCACAGAUAUACCCCCAAAGAACAACUGAAGAUUCAUACACAACUGGCAGAUAUUAUCAUAGUUGCUGCAGGUAUUCCAAAGUUGAUUACAUCUGAUAUGGUUAAAGAAGGUGCUGCUGUAAUCGAUGUGGGUAUCAACUAUGUCCAUGAUCCAGUGACAGGGAAGACAAAAUUAGUUGGAGAUGUGGACUUUGAAGCUGUUAAGAAGAAAGCUGGCUUUAUCACUCCAGUUCCAGGAGGUGUGGGACCCAUGACAGUGGCGAUGCUUCUGAAGAACACCCUUCUGGCAGCUAAAAAAAUCAUUUACUAGAUCACAUGAAAGGAUAAAGCAAACUGAAGUGAUGCUAUUUGUUUGUUUGACGAAGGGUAAAACGUUUAUAUUUUACUACAAAACUAUUUAUUUCUACAUGGUAUUUAUUUUUUCAUUGAUGGAAUCAUUGUGGAUAAAAUGAUUCACACAAUUUUAUGCAUUUCCUGCUGGUUGAUUUUGAGUUUUAAGAAAGAAAACAAAACAAUUCCAAUGAAAAUUUUGGUAACAAUUGUUUAUUUUGAGGAUAUUUGUUCAUAAUGUUAAAACAAUAAAGGGCUCAUAAUAAAUAUAUUUUUGACACAAUUAAAUAUCACAUAUCUCAUAUAGUAUGUUUUCAGCAAAUGUCCUGUCAGCCAAAUGGGCACCCAUAUUUAAUGUAAUUUAGGUUUUGCUGUUUGCAUGCUCACAUUUUUAAUACAUUUUAUGAUCUAAGUCAGUGCUGAAAAAGAGCUUGCUUACUACAAGAAAAAUGGAAUAUUGAAAAUAGAAUCUUGAUCUCAAAUAUCCCCCAAAUGCAUUAUAUAAACCCAUCCUAAUGAGAAAUUAUGUUCUAUUUAUGGAAAGGAAAAUAUUUCGGGAAGGUAAUAAAUGCACUAUUUGGAAGAGUAAUGAUUAUAUCACAUUGUGAAUGACUACUUGUCACGGUAAAAAUACACGAAGAAUGUGUUAGGUUUAAAUGUCAUUUCUUUCUUCUUCUAAAAGAUAUUUGGAUAGUACCUUCACUGAGCAAUAAUGGAAAAAUUCCAAAAUAAGUAAACAGAUAAAACUAAGAUUGUGUUUUCCCACAAAUUUAGUAUGAAUGAGGUUACAUUAAAGAACAGUAACUGUUAAUGUUUGUUCACAAAUUCAGAAAUCUCAUAGGAAAACAUGGUACUUUCAAUGUAACCUUAGUAUACAAUUAAAAAUCUCCUGGUUUCUUGCCCACAUGUCUUCCCUCUUUUGUUAUAGCGUUUGUUCCUCAUGUUUCUAACACAAUUUAAAUUAGGAAAUACCAUGAAUGUAGUGGAAGUCUAUUUUGAGACUGCUAAAGCUAUUUAAUUGAUACUGUGUUUUUAUGCCCAAAUCCCAGUAUGUUUAUAUACAAAUAAUGAUUCUCACCCAGCGCAUAUCUUUAUCAGUGUGUACUCUUGACUGUUUGUGUGAAAAUAGACUAGAUGUUCAUAAUUAAUAACAUUACAACUGUGUAAUAAAAGCAGCUUGAAGAAA
This is a messenger RNA of Cebus imitator (Panamanian white-faced capuchin), 2659 nucleotides long. It is a transcript of the gene MTHFD2L, whose product is annotated as methylenetetrahydrofolate dehydrogenase (NADP+ dependent) 2 like. Gene Ontology annotation, cellular component: mitochondrion. Gene Ontology annotation, biological process: tetrahydrofolate interconversion. Gene Ontology annotation, molecular function: methenyltetrahydrofolate cyclohydrolase activity; methylenetetrahydrofolate dehydrogenase (NAD+) activity; methylenetetrahydrofolate dehydrogenase (NADP+) activity. The transcript is spliced from 8 exons. The coding region runs from base 410 to 1453 and encodes 347 amino acids. NCBI's taxonomy places the organism in Eukaryota, Metazoa, Chordata, Mammalia, Primates, Cebidae. The record is from RefSeq and is a predicted model, not a curated record.